Molecule: messenger RNA, 2793 nt
Organism: Sungouiella intermedia
Lineage: Eukaryota; Fungi; Ascomycota; Pichiomycetes; Serinales; Metschnikowiaceae
Source: the annotation of a GenBank genome assembly
AUGGCGUUUUUCGAAAGCUUGCGUGAACGGGCUGUAUCCACGUUAUCACAAGUACUAGACCGCAAAAAUUCCUCUGGGCUCUCUAAAGAUGAGCUUUUCUGCCGCGAACACAAUCUUCCAGACGGAGAAACCAUCUUGGAAGAACUGGCAGUUGAGGUUAGCUUUGGGUCGGAGUCUAAUAAGGACGUUUAUAAAAAUACCAAUUAUCCUCAGGGUCGGAUCUACUUGACUCAACAUUUCUUGGUUUUUGGCGAUGUCUUCGACCGCCGCAAUUGUCUGUUCACGUUACAUCUUUCAACUGUCAAGAAGGUGGAGCGACUUCCCACUAGUCUGUACGGCUUUGCAUUGGCACUUACGACCCAUUCAAAGAUUUAUAUCAAGCUUUACUUGGUGGGUCUUCGCUCUGAUAGCGAGAGGUUCUCUUCGGUGCUCAAGUCGGCACUUAAGAACAAUUUGGCUAAUGUUAAGAAUUUGGCUCCUUUCAUCCAGUCAUGCUACUCCGAGUAUCUUUUGGCAAAGAAUAAGGUAUCUGGUGAAAAGAUCUCAGAAAUCCCGCCGGGCGGGUUAGGGAUAUUGUUCAAGUUUCCGGGAAAUCCGAAGGAGUUGAGAGAUCGAUCCAAGAUGAAGUUGUGGUUCGAUUUGUUCCGGAUUGAUGGCCGCAACCUCUCUCUCAUUAAGACUCCUAUGUUUUACAAGUUGGUGCGUGUGGGCUUGCCCAAUCGACUUCGAGGCGAGAUAUGGGAAUUGUGUUGUGGUUCAAUGUACAUGAGAGUGGACAACAGAACCGAAUACACCAAUUUGUUGGAGGCCAACAAGGACAAAACGUCGCUAGCCAUUGAUGAAAUAUCCAAGGAUUUGAAUCGUUCACUUCCGGAAUAUGCUGCGUACCAGGAUCCUCAAGGUAUCGAAAGACUCAGAAGAGUACUCACAGCAUACUCGUGGAAGAAUCCGGAGAUCGGCUAUUGCCAGGCUAUGAACAUUGUGGUGGCUGCCCUACUCAUCUACAUGUCUGAGGAGCAAGCUUAUUGGUGUUUGAAUGUUCUCUGUGACAGAAUUGUACCCGGCUAUUACUCGAAAACGAUGUAUGGCACCUUGCUUGACCAGCGUGUAUUCGAAUCCUUAGUUGCACAAACAAUGCCGAUGCUAUGGACCCACAUCAAUAAGUUUGACAUCCAGCUCUCGGUCAUUUCUUUGCCGUGGUUUUUGUCACUCUAUUUGACCUCAAUGCCUUUGGUGUUUGCAUUUAGAAUCUUGGACGUCUUUUUCUUACAAGGUCCAAAGACUCUAUUCCAGGUUGCCUUGGCAGUAUUGAAGUUGAAUGGUGAACAGUUGUUGCAGGCAGAGGAUGACGGUACUUUCAUUUCGAUAUUGAAGACGUACUUCCAAACUUUGGACCAAAGUGCCCACCCAUCAUCCAGCAAUCCAAAGUAUGCACAAGUGACUAGAUUUCAGGAAUUACUAGUCACCGCUUUUAAAGAGUUUUCCGUUAUUGGCGAUGAUGUGAUUGAGAAACAUCGUACUAAACACAGGGACAGCAUUUUUCAGAAUAUCUCGACCUUUGUUAAGAGAACAGAAUUGCGCAAUUUGCCUAGAACUUCCAACUUUUCUCAAGAUGACCUUUCACUUCUUUAUGACCGCUUCUACUCGAUUGUCCAGUCGCAAAUUGCUGUUGGUGGAGGUUCUCUGUUCAUGGACUUCCUGGCUUUCACCACUUUCAUGACCCAAAUCUGUGAUUGGGUAGAGGAACAUCCCGGCAAAGAUAUCUGUGAUAAGCAAGAGAAGUUCUUGAAGAGGCUCUUUGAUCAAUGGAAUGAUGACAAACUGGGAGAGUUGUCUCUUGCGCAACUUCUUGUUGGAUUAAACAAUAUGGUAGAACCUGAUUUGUUGUCAUCGAUCUCCAAUUUCUUUUCUCUCUAUAGUGUGGACGACAAUGUUGAUAGAGAGGGAAUUUUGACCAUCUCCGAAGACUUGUUGUAUAUCACAUAUCCCUGGAAGGAGGGCUUGCUUUUAGAUUCGCUUACGGAAAGUGCUAUUGAGAAUGCAAUCGCCGACAAGAUCUACAAACAGCAGCAGGAGAAGGGCAAUUCUGAGGAUGAGGCGAUUCCGAUUCCCACAUCAAUUGACAUUGAUAAAAAGAGAAUUGAGAGUAUGCAGCUUGAAAGAUAUUUAUCUGCUGCCAGCACGUUUAUUCAGCGUGCCUUUGAGUACGCACAGCCUGUAGAGGAAGAGCCAUUGCUCAAGGAACUCUCAGUCGAUAAUACUAUCUCGCAUAACGCUGCCUUGAAUCCCAAGACACCUGUGGUACUCAACUUGCCAACUUUUCGUAUGGUGAUUCUUGCUGAUGAGACGUACGAGUUAUUCUUCAACAAAACUUUGAGGAAAUCUAUUCAUAUUGACAAACCGGUGGAGAAUAAUACAGAAACCAUGAGAAAUUUGCGUGACAUGUUUGAUGGUCUUCUCGCAGAUGGACGUGAAGUUGCGAAGAAGGUCCGUCGUCGUAUGGAUUCUGCCGCUCACCAAGGGCCCCAUGGAGAUAACGGUUCAGUCAAGUCUAGUAAGAGUGCAAAGACACAAGAUGAAGACGAGGAGAGAGAUGAUGAUUUCGGUGUGAUUGAUAUCGACGAAAAUGACAAGGAUUUGUUAUUGGGAGCAGAGGCGCAAGUACUUGUCGAUCCUACUAACAACCAACACGCCAAUAAGAAGCAAAUCGAGAGUUUCCACAAAGCAGAGAGGGAGGCUUCAAACAACACCAAAACAGCUCACGAUACAAAUCUUAUAGAGUUUGAGACAUAG